UUACUUCUCGGCGCUCGGUUGCUUCUGCCUGUCCGGCAGGGUGAAAGGUGAAAGUUCGUCCACAUCUGAAAACAGCAGACACGUGCGGGUUGGAAAGUCGCCUGAGCAGCAGUAUUACCAGCUGCAGCAAUGGCUGCCAUCUACUCUGGUAUACACCUAAAACUGAAGAGUCCUCAGACGCCGUGGGAGGACAAGUUAAAGCUGGCACGUUUUGCCUGGAUCUCCAAUCAGUGCCUCCUGCCCAACAAGGAACAGGUGCUGUUGGACUGGUGCACCCAUGCUCUGACAGGCUGGUACAAUCAGAAGGUGGAGUUUUCUCUGAAUGUUUUGGAGGGACUGUGGUGUUACCUGGAUGAUCUGCUUCACAGCAAGAAGCUCCACUCUCUUCUCAUCCAGGGCAAGACUGUCAGUCUGAGGCUCAACAUGGCACAGCUGCUGCUUGAGCGUCUCCAGGAGUGUGCACGUGUUGGCUCCAAGUCGCCGGUGUGUGUGUCUACCAUACUGAGUGUGUGUCAGGGUCUUCUCUCUUCUCCCGCGCUGUCAUCUGUGUUCACCACCAAAUAUGAACUUAUGGUCGAUCUUCUGGCUAAGAUCUGCUCUCUGGCCUGCCAUGAGCUACAACAGCCAUUAGUCAAAGAUGUGGCUGUCACAUGCCAAGAUGAAAUGAUGACUGAGUGUCUUCAAACUCAGCCCACGAAAGAUUUGGACAAUUCCCAAAUUGAGCCGAUCACUGAAAGCCCUCCAGAUUCAGAUCCUCCUGAGCCAAAGAAAAAUCUUCGGUCAGCAAAUUUAUAUGACAUACUGCUUCAGGUGCUGUCAUGUUAUCUGUCAGUUCAGCGACAACAAGCCAAUCCUAACAGAGUCUUCACUAUGGUAACCAACCAGUUGAUCCAGACGUUGGUAUUACUCAGACACCUGAUGACAUCUGGGGAAUUUGCACCUUUUCACAUACAUCUGCGCCUCCGUCAGCAGCUUUGCAGAGACAUCCGCGUUAAGAUAGACUCCAUCCUUCAGUUGGCUCUCUUCCCCUCUGAGCACCUGAUCUCCUACAAGGAGGAGCUCCUUCCAUCCAAAGAGGAUUCUGGGAAACGUGGUCCUGGUGGGGCGAAAGGCCCCUUGAAGCCAGUCAGUGCCAUACUUUCCAAACUGAGUGCUCCGGGCUACUGUGAGCCGGCCCUAUUCUACACUGUUAAGUCGAACACACUGUCUCUGCUGUUUAAGUUCUUUCAGGAAAGCUACGGAAAAGGUAGAGGAGAAAGUGAAGAAGCACACAAGAUGCUGUGUUUCUAUUUCCUGACCAGGUUGGUCCCGGCCUUGGAUCUAAGUCUUGAUGGACAUUCACCUGCCAAAGCAGAAAAGCCAGUCUCUGUGUCCCCUGGGCAGAAGUCUCCUCCAGCCUCCCUCUCUUCCCCAGAGAGCUGGAGCUUGGCUCUGCUCGCUGUGGAGUCCCUGCUAAGCCAGGCACUGUCAGCUGAUAUUUACAAUGUAGCAGCAGACAGGAUCAGACAUGGAGAGGUCCAACUCAACUUUUACAGAGCCUUGGGACAAAUGCUCUUCAACCAGGCUCAGCUAAGCAUCCCUGCAUGGUACCGCUGUUUAAAGGUGCUGAUGAGUCUCAACCAUCUGAUUCUUGAACCAGACCUGGACCAGCUGUUAUCGUCAGCUUGGGUUAAUUCUGAGUGCAUGGAAGUGCGAGUGCAACGUGCCAGACAGCUGAUGGUGUGCAGUCUCCUCCAGAUCUACACUAAGCUCCGUCAGCUGCCUCGUCUCUUCUCCGAGCUCCUGUCUGUAAUCUGUCAGCCGGUCCUGGACCACCUCCGACCUCCUCUGCUCUCUGAGGGCAUCUCUGCCUCACUGAGGACUUGUCUUCUGGACACUCCCCCUUCGCAGGGUGUAGAGAUCUGCUCAUUAGUGUUGGAGAGCAUCAGGAAGUAUGUACUACCUGACCUGGUGAAGGAGGAAGGAGGGUCAGAGAAGAUGGAGACUGAUGGAGGAGGAGAUGAUAAAGGAAUAAAAAAAGAAAUAAAGGUGGAUCGAGAGGGAGAACAUGCAUCUCUGAAGCUAUCCUCCCUCAGCCAACUGCUACAUGCUAUUUUGUUUAGUUUAAAGACUCUAGACAACACCUCUCCUCUACCCAUAGUCAGGCAGAGUCAGGGCCUGAUGCAGGAGAUGCAACAGGUACUCAAGGAAUUACUACACGUGUUGUCAAGUGAAAAGAAGGCGGCUGUAAAAUCAAAUACAAGUUCAGUUCAAAAGACACCAAAGAAAGGCAAAAAGAAUUUGGACCACAAAGAAGUACAGAAGGUCUCAGAGUCUAAAAUGGGAGCACUCUGGGAACAAAAGACCCAGGAGGCUGCUCUCCUCCUCAAAUACACCUGGGUGGAAGUCGACACACUCUUCUAUAUCCACUGCAGCAAAUACACAUCUCUUGAUUCAGUCCAGACAGCAGCUGUGAGUGAGACUGAAGGCCGUGCUCCAGUCUUAACCCAUAUAGAAAGUUAUCUAUCUGAGGAUAAUUUUAUAGCAGGUCUGCAACCAUCCUGCAGCCCCGUGAGCUGUUUGCUGCUCAAACUCCUCACUUUGCAGCAAACAAAGAAGAUUUUGUUAGACACCCCCUUACUUUCUGAACCCAGCACUGCCGUACUACUAAACAAGGCAGCUCAGUUUAUUUUAGCCAAAUCAGAGUGUGAGGUAAGUCUGAAUGGAGAGCAGGUGUGGGAUGGGCAGAUAGGGAGCGUCAACGCCAACUCCUACCUCGUAGCGCACUGGUAUCUCGUCACGUCCAACUUGCCUCUGAUUGCUCCCUACCUGAGCAGUGAAGAUGUAGGCUGUGUAGCAGAUGCACUUGUGAGUUCACUCCUCAGCAGACAGACGGAUGGAGGAAAGGACCGGUCACCCGGGUAUCUGACCAUCUCCCUCAUAUCAUCACGGCUUCUCCAAAGCCCUGUUCUUGCUGAGUUGCCGUCACUGUUCUCUGCCACACUACGCUCCCUCACACAAAGGAUCGUUGGUGUUCUCAAGGCAGCACAUGUAUGCAAGGCUUGUCCUACACUCCUGAAGUUUCAGGAGAAAGGAACUGGAGCAAAGUCUUUAAAGAGCAAUGCAAGUCAGCCUUUGCCAACACUUGUGGAUAUGGAGACGAUAGUUGAGGAUAUUCUGUCUUCCUCAAAGACAGGAGAGGUGUCUGUAUUGCUGACUGACGCACAAAGCAAGGAACUGGUAAACCUACUCCAAAUCCUAACAGACCUAAACCCAGAUGGAAUGAACUCUGAGGACCUCUCCUCUAUGUUCCUCCUCCUUCUCUUCAUGCUCACCUCCACCUCCUGUCAGUCAGACCAGAUGGCCAUGAACCCUCCUGAAUCUGGAGAUGGUGUUGUAUUCUUGGUGAAGCUGCUCAGGAUUCUGACGUGUCUCCUGGAGGGUAAAAACUUCCAAAGUGUUCUGAAGCUCAUCCAUGGUGGCACUGUGCUGCAGGCCGUUGUGUCUUCUCUCCUCUGGCAUAGCAACAAUGGACGGUUUAGAGCCACACGCAAUCCCGACUGGUUGGAUUUAGUCAAAACAUUGCAAGGCUUCAUCAGAUGCACCGUCCAGUUGAUUAUAAUCAGAAACAGUAGUGUUCGACUCAACCUGGAUCAGUUCGCCUCCUAUCUUACCAGUACAGAAAUAGCAAGCAGGGAAAUUAUGGCACCCAGUUCAGCAACUGUGUCAGCCAAAGCAGAUCCACAAGCUUCGAUUUUGUCUGUUCAUCUCCUGCUUGCGUCGUUGACCUCCUUCUCCCAAGCAAUGACUUCUAACUUGGGAAAAAGUAAACCAAUGGAUCAAACUUUGACACAGAUGCUCACAAGAACGACUGCAUCACUAGGACCGGCUGUUGAGUCCGUCCUUAAGCCUCGGACUGUCAGCAAAUCAUUCCUCCAGCCAGCCAGUGUCCUCGGUCAAGCCUUUGUAGUAGAAGUUGUUACUGUCAUGCUACACUGUGAACUGUCCUCGCUGUCAGUGGAGGAGGAGAGCAAACAGAAAAACACCCAGCUCACCCUGAGUCACAUGAGCCUCUAUCAGAGCAUCUGCCAGCAGAUCCUCAAAGAAAUAAGUUCUGCCCACAGGCCCAUGGACUUCCUGGUUUCCUCUUUCCAUUUCCUGUCGGCUUUCUACAAAGCUGUGAAGAAGAUGGCAGGAGAGAGGGAGGAGGAGCAAGGAGAGGAGAAGAAGGGAGGAAAGGAGCUGGAUGAGCUGUACAUGCAGAUACUGCAGAAUAUACACAGACUGCUGACAGCGUCUUGGCUGUCUCCUGAUGAUGUUUGUGAGCUGGAGCCAGCUGUGCACGAGCUGCUGUGCCAUCUGGUGGAAAAAGGUACUACAGGUCAGUUCAACCUGCUACUGCUGAUGGUCAGAGAAGGACUGGACACCGGCCAACUGAGGGCAGGAAACUACAGGGAGGUGCUAUCUGCAGUGAUCAUCAUUAAGCUGCUGUCCUGUUGUCAGUUACCGGAGCCCUGCUCUAAAGCUCUGUGGCUCAUUGCACCACAGAUUAUAUCUGCUAUGGUGUUCUUAGUAAGAUCAUCCAGUCAGGAUGUCUCCUUGACCCUCCCCUUUACCGUUCCUACGGUGACGUCAGUGACAUCACUGCUGCGCCAGGGUGAGGGGCGCAUCGCUAACCCUCACCAUGUAAUCUUGGUCCUUGGAGCGCUCCAGUCAGUGCCCCUCGACCACUUGACCCCACUCAUCUACCAGUCAGCGUUCCUGGCUGUUCAUGAGGCGCUGUUUGCCAUCAUCCAGUGUCAUCCGCAGGUGAUGCUGAACGCAGCUCCGUCAUUCUUAAAUGUCUUUCAUCGUCUAAUGGCAUCCAUCAUGCAGGAGGGUCGGCAGAGAGCAGACGCUGACACAGGUCAAGACAGUGACGUGUAUCUGCGGUGCUCCAGACUGAUAGAGAGGAUGUAUUCUCACAUCGCUGCUACAGCUGAGAGCUUCACCACGCUGUCGGCCUUCAUGGUGGCUCAGUACGUCACCGAGCUGCAGAAGGUUACUCUGCGACCAGACAUUAAGCUGCAUCUAACUGAGGGGAUCUAUCAGAUACUGGACCUGUGUAUGGAGCAGGAUAUCAAGUUUCUGACAGCCGGACUGCAGAUGGGAGUCAGAGAGGUUUUCAAUGAGCUGUACGGCAGCUACACCCACUACCACAAAGCACAGAGGCAAGGAGAGGACAAGUACACUGUUUGACCUGCCACAGCAAGGAUCGUCAGCCUUUGGUUUAGAUUCAAGUUUAAUUACAUUUUUAAAUAAAUGGAAAGGUUGCAUUUAUAUGUCAUUUCUGAUUUUGUUAGUUAGUUUUCUGUUAAAAAUAAGAAAUUGCUGUGUUGCUUUUGAAUGUAUUAAGCAAUAAAUAUGCAGAUACUCUGAGGAAAACAGCCAGCAACACAACUGAGUGCCUAAAAAAGUCUGUUUAUGCCCUCACCUUUUUGAAUAUAUAAAUGGAUCAAGUUGGAAAUAGCCUGAGGUGUGUUAUGAAGUGUGUUUAAGACGAGUUAAGAAGUACAAAGCCUACACCCUGUACCUGAAACACAUGGCCACACUGACAGAGUGACCUCUCACUACAACCAGGACAAUUUAUGUGUAAAAUGUUCAUAUUAUAAUUAAAACAAACUGGUUUUACUGAGAUACGAUUUUCAGUUCAGUUAAUUGCUGAAGAAAAUAUGGAGAUAUAUAGGGAUUGAUAUAUUUGUCAAUAUAUUUCUAUAUUGCUGUUUUUGUGUUUGUUUUCUACCAAAACUUGUAACACAGAUAAAUACAAUGCUGUUUCAA
This is a messenger RNA of Larimichthys crocea (large yellow croaker), 5799 nucleotides long. RefSeq names its product URB2 ribosome biogenesis homolog (gene urb2). Gene Ontology annotation, cellular component: nucleolus. The coding region runs from base 130 to 5217 and encodes 1695 amino acids. Gene Ontology annotation, biological process: ribosome biogenesis. NCBI's taxonomy places the organism in Eukaryota, Metazoa, Chordata, Actinopteri, Sciaenidae. The record is from RefSeq and is a predicted model, not a curated record. The transcript is spliced from 12 exons.